This is a messenger RNA of Orbilia oligospora ATCC 24927, 1857 nucleotides long. RefSeq lists its product as uncharacterized. Lineage: Eukaryota; Fungi; Ascomycota; Orbiliomycetes; Orbiliales; Orbiliaceae. The transcript has 3 exons. The record is from RefSeq and is a predicted model, not a curated record. The coding region runs from base 1 to 1857 and encodes 618 amino acids.
AUGAUCUUGGCCUUCCUCCUCUUCUGCAGUUUAAACUAUGUUUUCGCCGCUCCAGUAACACAACCAAACAAUGCCGACAUCGAUUUGGACGACCCUUCUAUUAUAUUAUUUCCUGCGACUGUCGGCUGGGUUGGCGAUCCCGAUGGCAGGGGCACGUUUAGUCUUGUCAGUAGCUGUGUUAUCACAUUAACCCUCUGUGUCUGGUCGGCAUUACACCUGAACGUCCCGCCCGAAGGAACUUCAUUGCAAAAAGCGGCAUUUACGCGGGCAAAAUGGGUUGUGUUCGGGAUAUUUGCACCAGAAUUGUUGGUCGCUACUGCUUCGGCCCAGUACCUUACGGCACGAUGGCUCUACAAGGAAAUCAAAAAGGAUGCGAAACAUCGGGAACAGCUUCUGGAUAUGGCCAACCCACCCCGCGAACCCACUUGGACGAUGAUGCAGUGUUUCUUCGCAACAAUGGGUGGUGUCGCCGUCCAGACCCGCGCUAGCACCUUCAAUGGUUCACCACGCAUAACCUUUUCCGCAGAGGGUGUACGGAUGCUCUCUUUCCUCAAUCGCCUCCCUAUAACCGAUGACCGCGAAAUUCGUGAUAAAAGUAAAGGCGACUGGCUUGCGAAAUCCCUCGUGUGCAUUCAAGCAUGCUAUAUAAUAGUCCAAGCUAUCUCACGGCUGGCGGCACGAAUGCCUAUAUCCUUACUUGAGGUUAACACGAUCGGACAUGUUAUCUGUGCCCUGACGUUGUAUUUAUUAUGGUGGAAUAAGCCGCUAGAACUGGAUCACCCGCAAAUCCUACCUUAUGAGCAGGCCCUGGAACCAGUAAUCUCGCUGAUGUAUAUGUGCUCACCCAUCAGCGAGGCAAUGGGUGUGUCGGAGAUACGGUGUAUGGCGUAUAAGGACCCUGCGAGGAUAUCGGCGGUGGAUAGCAAGGGAGAACCGUGUGAGGGCGUGGUACCGCAAUAUACCAAUUUCUCAGUUGGCUCAAGAGCAAGAUCGGACCCAAAAGCGUUCAUCGGCGUCCCUCCAGCGAAACGUGGCAUAACCCGCUCAGCUACCCGAUUUGACUACCAAAUAUCGGAAAAACACACCGAAGUCUCACCCGCCCAUCGAUGCUUCAUGGAGCUACAAAGUCCGACCACGGUACUUCAACAUGCUCCACGCUAUUGUCGCUGGGCACAAUCGGAUAUUCACCACUCGCACCAACCGCCCGUUACAUCCUUCGAGCUCGAAAGGUGGCGGUUGGCAGGCACGGCUGCACAAGAGCUAUACGAAGAAUGUAAGCUCCGCGAUGGAUAUGUGAACUAUUACUUUACUACCUCAUCGCUUGGUGUCUUUCUUGGGGAAACAUAUUAUCUUGAUACGCAUAUCAGAAACUUUUCGGGAUUGUCGUAUCUAGGGCACGUGAAUGUCCAUCGAGAUCAUCUGAAAAGCAUCCUCGCAUUUACCGCAGCCGCAUACGGUGGACUACACGUCGCAGCAUGGAAGGAGCAUUUCCCGACGGAGCUUGAGAGAAUAUUAUGGCUGAUCAGCGCAGUAUUUAUAAGCUGCUCUGGCGUCUUAUCUUUUCUGGUAUUUUUAGCGAAGCAGAAGAGUAAAGCGUUUGAUAGGUGGAUUGGCGGGUUUACGGUACAAGGUAGCUGGAUGUUCUGGAAGAGAAAGGAGGAUGUGAUGAAGGGAGAGAAACAAAGUGUCGGGAAGUGGUUGGCGCAGAUUGUAUUGGGGGCCUUAGUGGGGAUUGUGGUAAUGGCUUUUGGAUGUGCGAGGGUGUAUUUGGUGAUUGAGGCGUUUGUGAGCUUGAGGGAUGUGCCGAAGGAAGUUUAUGAUACGCCGAAUUGGACGAAUUUCUUUCCGCAUUUUUAG